AUGUUAAAUAGUGAAUUAGAUGAUGAACAUUAUACAUUGAGCAUUGAGAAUCCUGAAGAGGUAAUACCAGUAGAGGAGCUAGAUUCAGAGAUGCAGAAAGUAAUUGUUUUCGAUGAUAUAAAAAUUGAUUCUAAAAACAUGAACAAAAUUAAGGAAUAUUUUAGUUUAAGUAGAAACAAAAAUUGUAAUUGUAUCUACUUGACCCAAAGUUACUAUGAUGUUCCUAAAUAUAUUAGAAGAAAUACUAAAUGCUUUAUUCUGUUUGGUGGAUUAGAUAAUAGAGAUAUUAGAAAUAUUACAGAAGAUCAUGCCAAAGGUAUUAGUAAAAGUGAGUUUAAAAAUAUCUACAUAGAAGCAACAGAACAACCAUACACAUUUAUGGUUAUUGAUAAAAACACAAAGUAUAUUCCAGAAAUUUAUCGUAAGGGAUUCGAUGGUUUCUAUGUACCAUAA
Molecule: messenger RNA, 453 nt
Organism: Trichoplax adhaerens
Lineage: Eukaryota; Metazoa; Placozoa; Uniplacotomia; Trichoplacea; Trichoplacidae
Exons: 1
Coding region: 1-453 (150 amino acids)
Source: RefSeq, a predicted model, not a curated record